This is a messenger RNA of Caenorhabditis angaria, 222 nucleotides long. NCBI's taxonomy places the organism in Eukaryota, Metazoa, Nematoda, Chromadorea, Rhabditida, Rhabditidae. The record is from the annotation of a GenBank genome assembly.
AUGUUCAAUUUGUCACUACAGGAUCAAAAUGUGCGAACAACAUUGCACUUUUAUUCACCCAACACCUAUUAUUCCCAUAAUAUCACUUUAUUGAUACUAUUAGCACAUUUUGAACUGCCUUUGGGACCUUUAUCUAAAUUUUCGAGAAUGUUGAAGUGGUUAGCUAGGAAAUUGGAUCAUCUUGAAAUAUUGAAAAUCAACUCUAAGCUUCUGAAAAAUUAA